Argiope bruennichi is the source of this 4074-nucleotide messenger RNA. RefSeq names its product eukaryotic translation initiation factor 5B-like (gene eIF5B). The coding region runs from base 261 to 3770 and encodes 1169 amino acids. Lineage: Eukaryota; Metazoa; Arthropoda; Arachnida; Araneae; Araneidae. Gene Ontology annotation, molecular function: translation initiation factor activity; GTP binding; GTPase activity. The transcript is spliced from 23 exons. The record is from RefSeq and is a predicted model, not a curated record.
CUGUCUUUCGAUACGAUUCUUUCCGCUGACAUGUGUUCAGGAUUUUCAGCGUAAAAAUUAGAAAUACGCGAUUUCAUAGAAUAUUAUACACACAUGCAUUUUUUAAAUUUUGAAAUUAAUUAUAAAAAUAGCAUAUUCAAGUGUCUAGUCCUAUAUAAAAUCCCUUCAGGUAAAAUCGAAUGACAUUAGUUUAUACACAUUAUUGUGUUAAUAUAUUAUUUAUUGCCGUGAGGAUUUGAAAUACUUAAAACAUAUGUACGAUGGGAAAAGAUAAAAAACAGAAGAAAAGUCGGGACGACAAAGAGAAGUUUGAUGAUGGUGAUGACAUAUCUACGACUAUUGAAUCUAAGAUUGAAAAGAACCAGAAAAAUGAGGUUAAAUCUUUAAAAAAUGGCAAAGAAAAGUCUGAUUUGCCAACUUUAAGUGAUGAAGAGUCAGAGAUAGAAAUCAUCACCCUCGAACAACAGGGCAAAAAAAAGAAAAAGACCAAACAGAAGAAAGCCAAUUUCAGCCUUCUUGAAAUUGAAGGCGAUGAUGUCAACAGCGAAGAGGAGAAGAGUGUUAAAGAACAAUCACCUGAAUCUGUUGAAAUGGAGGAUUCUAAAAGCAACUCCAAAUCAAAAGAAAAGUCAGGUAAGAAAUCGAAGAAAAAAGAACGUAAAAAGAAAGAGGAUGAUGAUGAAGAUCUUGAUAAACUUCUGGAAGAACUCAAACUAGAAGCUGGUGGUAAAGCUCCUGCAAAGACAACGAGUACAGAGGCAGUGGAUGCUAUACCUAAACCAGAAGAAAAGUCCGAAAAACUAGAAGAAAAGACUGAAGUGACGAAGAAAUCAAAGAAGAAGAAGAAAGCUGAAGAAGUGACGACUCUGGCUGAAGAAAAAGAGCAGCCAGAAGGAGAAGGAGAUGCUGGAGAAAAUGAAAGUUCUACCGUGAAGACUGCUGCGCAGAAAAAGAAAGAAAAGAAGGAAAAGGAAAAACAGAAAAAACAGGCGCAGUUUGAUCAGAGUGCAAAAAAGAAAAAGCCUGAUGCCAAACCAAAGGAAGAAUCACCUGCUCCUGGCGAUGAUCAAAAAGAAAAAGAUGAUGAAAAGAAAGAUGAUGAAGUGGAUGAAAGUGAAAGUAAAAAGAAAAAGAAAAAGAAAGGAAAAGAUGAUGAAGAGGAGAAAAAAGACAAAAAACGUCCUGGAAAAAAAAUGAUUGCUGCUAUGCAAGAGGCUCUGAAAAAAGCCAAAGAAGAGGAAGAGCGAUUGAGACAGGAGGAAGAAGCCAAGAUCAGGGCCGAAGAAGAAGCUGAGAGGUUACGGUUAGAAAAGUUACGGUUAGAGCAAGAAAGAAAAGAAAAAAAGAAACAAAAGGAAAAAGAGAAACGAGAGAGACUUCGAGCUGAAGGCAAACUCCUGACUAAAAGCCAGAAGCAGAAUCGAGCUCGUAUGGAAGCCACUUUAGCAGCACUUAGAGAACAAGGUAUUGAAGUGCCUCAAAUUGGCGAGAAGAAAGAACCUCGUCCCAGACUUGGAGACAGAAAGAAACCAGCAAAGAAGAAAUCUAUUUCACGAGAAGUGAGCACAGAACCUGCUGAAACAGAGGAGCCUGCUAGCAAGGAGACUUCUCCUCAGUUAGAGGAGGAAGAGGAGAAGAAAGAACCAGAACCACCUGCUGUGCCUCCAAAAGAGGAAGAAGAGGAUGUAAAAGAUGCCUGGGAUGAAACAUCCUCUUCUGAAGAUGAAGACACUACUAAACCAGAAAUGAAAAAGGUAGAAAUUGUGACAAAAAGCUCAUCGAAACAGGCUGCAAAUAAGAAUGAAUCUGAUGAAGAUGAAGAAUCAGAAUCAGAAACUGGAGAAAGCUCUUCAGAAGAGGAAAGUGAAUCAGAAGAAGAGAGCUAUAGCAGUUCUGACAGUGAUGAUGACAAUUUGCCAUCUGUAGAAAAAAUAAAAAAUAGGAUACAAAAACGGCGAGAACUUGCAGAGAGCAAUCGUAGCAUGGACAAAUUGAGGUCACCUGUGGUGUGUGUACUUGGUCAUGUAGAUACUGGAAAAACCAAAAUUCUAGACAAAAUCCGAAGCAGUAAUGUUCAAGAUCAUGAAGCUGGAGGAAUCACUCAACAGAUUGGUGCCACAAUGGUUCCUGAAGAUGCUCUCAGAGAGCAAUGCAAGUUUGUCAAAGGAUUUCCUGAAAUUGAUCUGAAAGUUCCUGGGUUGCUGAUCAUUGAUACUCCAGGUCACGAAUCCUUCAGCAACCUCCGUUCUCGUGGCUCCUCCCUUUGUGACAUUGCCAUUCUCGUUGUAGACAUCACCCAUGGACUGGAGCCCCAGACCAUCGAGUCCAUCAAUAUGCUGAAGCAGAGGAAGACUCCAUUUGUGGUGGCACUCAACAAGAUCGAUAGAGUUUAUGAAUGGAAGACCACGAAGAACAAAGAUGUUCAAGACAUCAUCAAAUCUCAGUCUCGAACAACAAAGCAAUUUUUUGAGGACAGAGUCAAGCAAGUCAUUCUGGAAUUUGCCAAUCAAUCUCUGAAUGCCGUCCUGUAUUAUGAGAAUCCAGACCCAAGACAAUAUAUCUCAAUGGUUCCCACUUCUGCUUUAACUGGUGAAGGCAUGGGAAAUUUAAUGGCUCUCAUAGUUGAGCUCACACAGUCCAUGAUGGCCAAGCGACUCAUGUUCUCUGAGGAGCUACAGGCCACAAUUUUAGAGGUGAAAGCAAUCAGUGGGCUUGGUCAUACCAUGGACACAAUUUUGGUGAAUGGGCGAUUACGUGAAGGUGAUACCAUUGUGUUUGCUGGGUAUGAUGGUCCUGUUUGUUCACAAAUCCGCUCGCUUCUCAUGCCACAACCUCUCAAGGAACUCAGGAUAAAGACUCAGUUUGUGGAGCACAGAGAGGUAGAAGGGGCCCAAGGAGUGAAAAUAUGUGGGAAGGACUUCGACAAAGCUAUUGCGGGCCUUCCAUUGCUUGUUCCUAAGAGGCCCGAUGAGACAAAAGUCCUUAUGGAAGAAGUAGCUGAAACUUUCCGUGACACAAUGAAUUCCAUCAAAGUGACUGGCACUGGAGUUUAUGUACAGACUUCCACUCUGGGCUCUUUGGAAGCACUCAUGGAGUUCCUCACAGAGUCUAAAAUUCCAGUAUCUGGUGUUCGAAUAGGUCCUGUUACGAAGAAAGAUGUCAUGAAAGCUUCAGCAAUGCUUGAACAUGACCCUACGUAUGCUGUGAUCCUAGCGUUCGAUGUUCGCAUUGAGCGUGAGGCUCAGGAACUGGCUGAUUCCUUGAAUAUUAAAAUCUUCCAUGCUAAUAUCAUUUAUCAUCUAUUUGAUGCUUUUGUCAAAUAUCGAACAGAAAUCAAGGAGAAGAAUCGUGAGAUGUACAAGAAUGCAGCCGUCUUUCCCUGCAAGCUGAAGAUCCUUCCACAAUUUAUCUUCAACUCUCGUGAUCCCAUUGUGGUGGGGGUCUCUGUGGAGGCUGGGGUUCUCAAAGAAGGUACACCCCUUUGUGUUCCUACCAAAGAGUUUCUGGAUGUUGGCAUUGUGACGACAAUCGAGGUGAAUCACAAACCCAUAGAGUUUGCAAGAAAAGGGCAAGAGGUGUGCAUCAAAAUCGAACCUCUUGGUGGAGAAUCACCGAAAAUGUAUGGACGUCAUUUUGACCACACAGACUUGCUUGUCAGCAAGAUCUCAAGGCACUCUAUCGACAUGUGCAAGGAACACUUCCGUGAAGAUCUCCAGAAGACAGAUUGGCAGCUCAUGGUAGAGUUGAAGAAGCUGUUUCAGAUCAUGUGAUUGGCUCAUUCCAGAACUCUUUUGUUUUUAAUAUAUGAACUUGUAAGAAUUAACUCCCUUUUUCUACACUUCUCUUCCCUGCCGGCUGUUUGAGAGGUUUUAAAUUCUUCUGUUGCAUCAAAUUAUUGUAAAUUCUGUUGCAAAAUUCUUCUCUGAAAGAAACAAAAAAGAAACAUCCCUAUUUUAUGAAUUUGUUUUUAAAAAACUCAAAAGAAUUCCUGUUUAUACUGGUACAUUAUUUAUUAUAGAAUCUGUUGAACUAAUCUUGUAUUUUUGUCAUAAAAUAAAACUCAAUUGAAUACAA